Clarias gariepinus (North African catfish) is the source of this 559-nucleotide messenger RNA. RefSeq names its product ribosomal protein S23 (gene rps23). Lineage: Eukaryota; Metazoa; Chordata; Actinopteri; Siluriformes; Clariidae. Gene Ontology annotation, cellular component: cytosolic small ribosomal subunit; ribosome. The transcript has 4 exons. The record is from RefSeq and is a predicted model, not a curated record. The coding region runs from base 81 to 512 and encodes 143 amino acids. Gene Ontology annotation, biological process: translation. Gene Ontology annotation, molecular function: structural constituent of ribosome.
CCUAUAAAUCCUGCACAGGCGAAAUCUUCGCAAAGCAUUCUGGGAUCUCUCUUUCCUCCCCGGAUCUCCAUCGAGCCGACAUGGGCAAGUGCCGUGGAUUGCGUACUGCCAGGAAGCUGCGGGAUCACCGCCGUGAGCAGAAGUGGCAUGACAAACAGUACAAGAAAGCCCAUCUGGGUACAGCCUUGAAGGCUAACCCCUUUGGAGGAGCUUCACACGCUAAAGGAAUCGUGCUUGAGAAAGUCGGUGUUGAAGCCAAGCAGCCCAACUCUGCUAUUAGGAAGUGUGUCAGAGUCCAGCUAAUUAAAAACGGCAAGAAGAUCACAGCGUUCGUCCCCAACGACGGUUGCCUGAACUUCAUCGAGGAAAACGACGAGGUUCUGGUGGCAGGAUUCGGUCGUAAGGGACACGCCGUUGGUGAUAUCCCCGGAGUCCGUUUCAAGGUGGUCAAGGUGGCCAACGUUUCUCUGCUGGCCCUCUACAAAGGCAAGAAGGAGAGACCUAGGUCAUAAAUGUUAUGCUUGGAACACAAUAAACCAAUGUUUUUCAAUUAGACAAA